AUGGCAUCAAAACCUUUCUCCGAAGAGGAUUUAUCUUGUCCUGUGUGCUGUGACAUCUUCAAGGACCCUGUCGUCCUCUCAUGCAGUCACAGCUUCUGUAAAGUCUGUCUGCAGCAGUACUGGGGAACCAAAGGAUCCAGAGAAUGUCCAGUCUGCAGAAGGAGAUCAUCAAAGGAACAUCCUUGCCUUAACCUCCACUUAAGGAACCUGUGUGAGACCUUCUUACAGGAGAGAAGUCAGAGGGCUUCAGCAGGGUCUGAGGUGCUCUGCAGUCUGCACAGUGAGAAACUUAAGCUCUUCUGUCUGGACGAUAAGCAGCCUGUGUGUCUGGUGUGUCGGGACUCAAAAACACACAAAACCCACAACUUCAGUCCCAUUGAUGAGGCUGCACUAGAUAUUAAGGAGGAACUCAAGAUCAAACUGGAGCCCCUAAGAAAUACAUUCAAGACCUUUAAAAAAGUUAAACUCAUCUGUGACCAAACAUCAGCGCACAUUAAGACUCAGACCCAGCACACAGAGAAACAGAUCAAGGAGGAGUUUGAGAAGCUGCACCAGUUUCUACAAGAUGAAGAGGCAGCCAGGAUAGCUGCACUGAGGGAGGAAGAGGAGCAGAAGAGUCAGAUGAUGAAGGAGAAGAUUGAGAAGAUGAGCAGAGAGAUAUCAUCUCUUUCAGACACAAUCAGAGUCAUAGAAAAGGAGAUGGGAGCUGAUGACAUCACAUUCCUGCAGUGCACACUGCAGGAUCCAGAGAGGGUUUCAGGAGCUCUGAUCAAUGUGGCAAAACACCUGGGCAACCUGAAGUUCAGAGUCUGGGAGAAGAUGCAAGAGAUUGUCCAAUACACUCCUGUGACUCUGGAUCCCAACACUGCACACCCAGGUCUCAUCCUGUCUGAGGAUCUGACCAGUGUGAGAGACAGUGAUGAGAGACAGCAGCUUCCUGAUAACCCAGAGAGAUUUGAUUUGAGUGCCGACAUCCUGGGCUCUGAGGGCUUUAACUCAGGGACUCACUGCUGGGAUGUGGAGGUUGGAGAGAACACAAGGUGGAAUGUUGGUGUGAUGACAGAGUCUCUCCAGAGGAAGGGAGACUUUUACUCCAUGAGUGGACUGUGGUUUGUGUAUUAUAAAGAUGGUGAAUAUAGAGCAGGUUCUCCACCGCAGCCCUCCACUCUCCUCACAGUGAAGCAGAAACUCCAGAGGAUCAGAGUGCAGCUGGACUGGGACAGAGGAGAGCUGUCAUUCACUGACCCUGAUAAUAACACACACUUACACACUCUCACACACACUUUCACUGAGAGAGUGUUUCCAUACCUUUCUAUGGGCUGUAAUCUCUCUCCUCUGAGGAUGUUACCAGUGAGAGCUUCAGUGAAAGUAGAGCUGCACAGCAAGAGAUGAUGUCACUUCCUUUUUCCAGGUUAUUAAUGACUUGUUCAUGGUGUUAAAAUGUCCUCAUGCAUUAUGAUUUCUGAAUGACCUGUUCUGUGGCUACUGCCUUAAGAUUACCCAUAGGUAGAUAAAGAAUAACAUGAUCUGAAGUUUGUGCAAAUAAAAAAAAUCCCGGACAGAAAUAUGGUGUUUCCGAUUAGAAAUGGAACGGAGAAUCUGUACCCCAUUUAGGUGCAUGGGUUGUGUUGAGUGUACAGUUUAAUACAUCACGAUUUUCUAAAGAGAAUAAUCUUUAACUUUUUAUUCCAAACAGUAACUGAAGUUGGUGAAUUUAGCCAUAGUUUACCAACAACCUUUUGAAUAACAGGCCCUGAAACAGUGGAGCAGCUCAGCUUCAGCUUCAUUAGUCUGAUCAGACUCUGAGGCCCUGAAACAGUGGAGCAGCUCAGCUUCAGCUUCAUUAGUCUGAUCAGACUCUGAGGUCUGUAGAGAACACAAACAAUUAUGAGGAAUAACAAAUAAAAGCUGUUUGAAUGGGCUUGUCAUUUAUAUGAUUCUUUUCUUUUUUCUUGAAUAAUGCACCUUGAGACAAUUUUAUUG
Clupea harengus (Atlantic herring) is the source of this 1983-nucleotide messenger RNA. RefSeq names its product zinc-binding protein A33-like. The record is from RefSeq and is a predicted model, not a curated record. The transcript is spliced from 5 exons. Lineage: Eukaryota; Metazoa; Chordata; Actinopteri; Clupeiformes; Clupeidae. The coding region runs from base 1 to 1392 and encodes 463 amino acids. Gene Ontology annotation, molecular function: zinc ion binding; protein binding.